AUGGCUGAAGCAAAUCAACCGACGCAGGCCCCCGAGGCUACGCAAGACAAGCGCGUCCAAUUGGACGAUCUCAUCGCACGCGCUGCGGCCAAAGAUGCGACCAAAGACUACAGUUCCGCUUCGGAGCUCUAUUCACAGGCCACCGAACUCCAGGCUGAGCUCAACGGUGAGCUGUCGCCAGAGAACGCCGAUCUGCUCUAUGCCUACGGCAAGUCGUUGUACAAUGUCGCUGUGAGCAAGAGUGAUGUCCUGGGAUCCAAGGUGGCCGGAGAGCCACAGGCGCAGAGUGCUCCUUCAGCAAAUUCGACAUCUGCCGGCUCGACUGCUACUGGUGAAAACCUGGUCAAAGAUGUUAUCCCGAACGCUAUGACCAAGAACGCUCCCCUUACGAAGGAGGAGAGUACACAGCCAGACGCCGCUCCGUCCAAACCCUUCUUCCAGUUUACUGGCGACGAGAAUUUUGUGGACUCUGAUUCGGAUGAUGAGGAGAACGGCGAGGCAGACGACGAGGAAGAAGACGACUUCGCCAACGCUUUUGAGGUUCUGGAUUUGGCGCGCAUUCUCUACGUCAAGAAAAUCGACGCUGCAGAAGAGAGCAAUAACGCAAAGGGCAAAUCAGCCGAGCUACCAGCAGACUUGAGGCACAUCAAGGAACGACUUGCCGAUACCUAUGACCUCCAAGCUGAAAUUUCCCUGGAAGCAGAGAGGUUCUCCGAUGCGGUGACUGAUUUGCGAACCUCUCUCGACCUUCGAUACUCACUGUUUCCAUUCGAAGACCCGUCGGUCGCCGAAUGCCACUUCAAACUGUCUCUUGCACUGGAAUUUGCGUCUGUUCAACAGCAGGGAGGUGACGAUGACGAUAAAGAAAAGACAGUGGAUGAGGAGAUGCGAAAGGAAGCUGCGACUCAAAUGGAGCGUGCAAUUGAGAGUUGCAAGGUCCGAAUGUUGCAGGAAGAGAAGAAGCUAGAAACAAACAAGGACAUGGAUGAGGACAAAGUGACUGCCACAAAGCGAAAGAUCGCGAAUGUCAAGGAAAUCGUCGCUGACAUGGAGCAAAGACUGAUUGAUCUUCGACGAUCCCCGGUAUCGAUCGAACAAAACGACCAGGCAAACGAAGCUAUGCUGAAGGGCAUCCUCGGCCAGAUUGUUGGCCAAUCUCCAACCGAUCAGAAGGCUAGCCUGGACGCAGCCAGCAAAGGAGCAACGGACCUCUCGUCUUUGGUCCGGCGAAAGCCUAGCAAACCUGCGCAGCAAGAGGCGACGGCAUCCAAACGCCCCGCAGAGGAUGAAUCAACGGAAGGGGAGGCGAAACGCGCACGCGUGGACGAUGCGUGA
Penicillium cinerascens is the source of this 1335-nucleotide messenger RNA. Its product is annotated as SHNi-TPR domain-containing protein. Gene Ontology annotation, molecular function: histone binding. Lineage: Eukaryota; Fungi; Ascomycota; Eurotiomycetes; Eurotiales; Aspergillaceae. The transcript is spliced from 2 exons. The record is from RefSeq and is a predicted model, not a curated record. Gene Ontology annotation, biological process: CENP-A containing chromatin assembly; DNA replication-dependent chromatin assembly. Gene Ontology annotation, cellular component: nucleoplasm. The coding region runs from base 1 to 1335 and encodes 444 amino acids.